UCCUUAAUCCAGGGGUCAUUUUGGUUAAACUCCAGACAACGAAACUUCCCUUCUCCACGCAAGAGAGAAGAGAGAGAGAGAGAGCAGCUAGCUUAAGCGGCUGCUAUCCCCCGCCCGCCACGCGCGCGCCACAGCCGCCGAUCCGAGCUGCCGCCAACAGAGUCAGCCCAUGCAGCCUCAAUGUUCCUUGGGAGAUAACAUGUCUGAACAACAGGAACGUGUUAGCAAAAGCUCUUCCUCGAGUAUUAGCAGCAGUACUCAGGAGAGUGAGGAGGAAGUAACCAUUGGUACCCUUAUAACUGAAGCAACAAACACAACAAACAGCAGGAAGAGCCUUGGAAGGCGCCUGUCCCACUUAGAUUCGAUCCAACACACUCCUCGAGUGAAUGGGAAAAUUCCGGAUUUUAAUAAUGCAACAAUAGAUCAUGAAUCGUUAUUGGAAAGAUUGGGCACUUACGGGUUAGCUGAAUACCAAAUAGAAGGAGAUGGGAAUUGUCAGUUCCGAGCUCUGGCAGACCAGAUAUUCCGAAAUCCUGACUAUCACAAACAUGUGAGGAAGGCAGUAGUAAAGCAGCUAAAAGAAUUCAGGAAGCACUAUGAAGGCUAUGUACCAAUGGAGUAUAAGGUUUAUCUGAAGAAAAUGAAAAGAUCUGGGGAAUGGGGAGAUCAUGUGACCUUACAGGCAGCUGCAGACAGGUUUUCUGCUAAAAUAUGUCUGUUGACAUCGUUUAGAGACACAUGCCUUGUCGAGAUAAUCCCCAGAGAUGCCACUCCCACAAGAGAGCUUUGGCUAAGUUUCUGGUGCGAAGUACAUUACAAUUCAUUGUACGCAAUUGAAGAUCUGCCGACACGCAAAACUAAAAAGAAGCACUGGCUGUUCUAGGCUUCUAGCUUGAUAGGCUCCAGCAAUUUAUUGGAUCUGCUCUGGGUCUUCUCUACGUGGUCCAGCAGUAUCUGUAACCGUAGUUUCACCUUUUUUUUUGUUAACGUUGUGAGCUGAAAUGUGACCUGGAACUCAUGUAAGCAUAUGUACAGUGAGGUGCAAAUUUUUUACUAGUGCAGUUUUGGGCUGUCUGCCUGUUCCUGUGGCUA
Messenger RNA from Panicum virgatum (switchgrass), 1092 nucleotides. RefSeq names its product OVARIAN TUMOR DOMAIN-containing deubiquitinating enzyme 11-like. NCBI's taxonomy places the organism in Eukaryota, Viridiplantae, Streptophyta, Magnoliopsida, Poales, Poaceae. Gene Ontology annotation, molecular function: cysteine-type deubiquitinase activity. The record is from RefSeq and is a predicted model, not a curated record. Gene Ontology annotation, biological process: protein deubiquitination. Bases 170 to 883 code for a protein of 237 amino acids. The transcript is spliced from 10 exons.